AUGGGCUUCAUGGUGGACACGCAACAGGAAGGUGGCGAGCAGCAUCAAUGGAGUUGUAUAAGAAAUUUGGUGCGAAGGAAACAAGUCGACUCUUCAAAUGGCAAAGCCGAGCACCAACUGGCCAAAGCCUUGACCUUUCCUCACUUGAUUGCAGUUGGUGUUGGAUCAACAAUUGGAGCAGGGGUUUACAUUCUUGUGGGAACAGUGGCGAGAGAGCAUUCAGGACCUGCUCUCGCCUUUUCCUUCCUAAUAGCUGGAGUCUCUGCAGCACUUUCGGCGUUUUGCUAUGCAGAACUCUCUAGUCGUUUUCCCUCAGCUGGGAGUGCUUAUCACUAUUCUUACAUUUGCAUUGGUGAAGGUGUUGCGUGGUUGAUUGGCUGGGCACUGAUUCUGGAAUACACUAUUGGUGGUUCAACGGUUGCUCGUGGCAUAUCUCCAAAUCUGGCAAUGAUUUUCGGUGGUGAAGAUUGUCUGCCUGCAAUACUAGCUCGUCAUCAAAUCCCGGGACUAGAUAUUGUUGUAGACCCAUGUGCUGCUGUACUAGUCUUCGUUGUAACAGGGCUCUUAUGCAUCGGAGUAAAGGAGAGUACAUUUGCUCAAGGAAUUAUAACAACAGUAAACGUAUUUGUCAUGAUAUUUGUAAUCGUUGCUGGUAGCUAUCUGUGUUUCAAGACAGGCUGGGCUGGUUAUCAACUUCCAUCAGGGUAUUUUCCAUACGGUGUUGAUGGAAUGCUUGCUGGAUCUGCUACAGUCUUCUUUGCUUAUAUAGGAUUUGAUUCAGUUGCAAGUAUGGCAGAAGAGGUGAAAAAUCCGCAGCGGGAUUUACCUCUCGGUAUCGGUCUUUCACUCCUGCUAUGUUGUUUGCUGUACAUGAUGGUGUCUGUAGUUAUUGUUGGUUUAGUGCCUUACUAUGCUAUGGACCCUGACACGCCAAUCUCCUCUGCUUUUGCUACUCAUGGAAUUCAAUGGGCUGCGUAUUUGAUAGCAUUAGGCGCUAUCAUGGCUCUCAGUUCUACUCUAAUGGGCUCCAUUCUCCCUCAGCCGCGGAUUCUGAUGGCAAUGGCUAGGGAUGGUUUGUUGCCUUCAUUUUUCUCAGACGUGAAUCAACGCACGCAGGUUCCUGUUAAAGGAACCAUUUCAACUGGUUUUUGUGCGGCACUCUUAGCUUUCUUUAUGGAUGUUUCACAACUGGCGGGAAUGGUGAGUGUUGGAACACUUGUUGCGUUUACGAUGGUUGCAGUAUCAGUGUUGAUACUCAGAUAUGUGCCUCCAGAUGAGGUACCUCUUCCCUCAUCUCUGCAAGAGAGGAUUUGUUCUGCUCCCUUUCUACGCGGUGAAGAGAACUCGUCCAGUCACGUCGGCACUUCCAUUAGUAGCAAACAACCUUUACUUUUCGAACCUGGUGAUUCAACUGUGGAGAAGAAAGAAGCUAGCUGGGGUUGGGUUCUCAGUAAAGAAAACAGAAGGAAAUUUGCUGGUUGGAGCAUUAUGUUCAUUUGUAUUGGGAACUUCCUGAUAAGCUAUGCAGCAUCCAGCUUGCUCUUUCCAGGACUCCUCCGGUAUUCUCUCUGUGGUGUUGGUGGAUUUCUACUUCUUUUCGGUUUGAUUGUGCUUAGUUGCAUUGAUCAGGAUGAUGCCAGACACAGUUUUGGGCAUUCUGGAGGUUUCAUUUGCCCGCUUGUUCCACUCCUGCCUAUUCUCUGCAUUCUUAUAAACAUGUAUCUCUUGGUAAACCUUGGAGCUGGGACAUGGGCUCGUGUAUCGGUGUGGCUGUUCAUAGGAGUGCUUGUUUACGUUUUCUAUGGGCGACGACACAGCUCUCUAGCGAAUGCCUUUUACGUCACCACUGCUCAUGCCGACGAGAUUGGUCGCAAUUCUGGAUAUUCUUUGGCUUAGUGAAACCAUCAGUGGGGGACUUUGAGCUUCAUUUUGUAAGUAUGGAUUUUCCUUGUUAUACAAUCUGUAAGAUACAGUAUGCAAUAAAAUCUGUAAAAUAUAUUGUUUGAGAUUGGUGUAAAGUUAGUCCACCUUGUAAUCAAAAGCUCAAUGUCAUUAUUCUACUUAGAGCUAA
This is a messenger RNA of Brassica rapa (field mustard), 2071 nucleotides long. RefSeq names its product cationic amino acid transporter 3, mitochondrial. Gene Ontology annotation, molecular function: amino acid transmembrane transporter activity. Gene Ontology annotation, biological process: amino acid transport; transmembrane transport. Gene Ontology annotation, cellular component: membrane. Lineage: Eukaryota; Viridiplantae; Streptophyta; Magnoliopsida; Brassicales; Brassicaceae. The record is from RefSeq and is a predicted model, not a curated record.